AUGGUCGCGAAAGCGGGCUCAUCCUUGGGGUAUGUGGUUUACCGCCUGGGUUUUGCGCUCAGGGAGACGGGCCAGGCGCUAGACAGGGUUGGCAGCAGGCUGCAGGGGAGCUACGCCUUCCGCGAAGAGCUCAACCGGGCGAGGCCCCUCCAGAACCUCUUCAACCUCAAACCCUCCCUGGGCACCGACGCCUUUGUCGCGCCCAAUGCCUCUGUCAUCGGCGACGUGACCCUGGGCCCCCGAUCCUCCGUCUUCUAUGGGUCGGUGCUGCGGGCAGACUCCGGCAGCAUCAAGGUGGGGGCAGGGACCAACAUCCAGGACGGCUCCCUCAUCCGCACCGCCCCCCAGUCCAUCGACGAGCACGCGGCGGACACGACCAUCGGCGCCAACGUGACCAUCGGGCACCAGGUGUCCAUGCAUGGCGUCACCCUGGAGGACGAGGUGCUGGUGGGGAUGGGGGCCGUCCUCUCACAUGGCACAGUGGUACGCAAGGGGGCCAUGGUGGCAGCUGGAGCGGUUGUGCCCCCGGGCACAGAGAUCCCUGCUGGUCAAAUUUGGGGAGGCAACCCCGCCCGCUUCUUGAGGGACCUCAAGGACAACGAGAGCUCAUUCCUGGCAGAAUCUGCGGAGCACUACGUGAACGUCGCCAAGAACCACAUCAAGGAGAACAGCGGCUCUCUUGAGAAUGUGGCACGAGCUCGUGGACUGGCCUGA
This is a messenger RNA of Auxenochlorella protothecoides, 714 nucleotides long. RefSeq lists its product as uncharacterized. NCBI's taxonomy places the organism in Eukaryota, Viridiplantae, Chlorophyta, Trebouxiophyceae, Chlorellales, Chlorellaceae. The coding region runs from base 1 to 714 and encodes 237 amino acids. The record is from RefSeq and is a predicted model, not a curated record. The transcript has 4 exons.